Messenger RNA from Ceratitis capitata (Mediterranean fruit fly), 3745 nucleotides. RefSeq names its product octopamine receptor Oamb (gene Oamb). The record is from RefSeq and is a predicted model, not a curated record. Bases 142 to 1917 code for a protein of 591 amino acids. Gene Ontology annotation, biological process: adenylate cyclase-activating adrenergic receptor signaling pathway. Gene Ontology annotation, cellular component: membrane. The transcript is spliced from 7 exons. Gene Ontology annotation, molecular function: G protein-coupled amine receptor activity. Lineage: Eukaryota; Metazoa; Arthropoda; Insecta; Diptera; Tephritidae.
UAUAAAUUCUCUGGCUCAGUUAGUCUGUGGCUGAAAUGGUAGGAAGGUGGUGUUUUAAUAUUUCUUCGUUUUGGUUAAUCGCGCAAAUAUUUUACGGCGCUAAAAUCGUGCAUUAUUUUCGCGCGAGAAACAAAGUUUGCUAUGAAUGAAACAAGGUGUGGUAAUUUGAUAACAUCGUUAAAAUGGACAGAUCCAGCGAAUUUAAUUUCGUUAGCUGUUCUUUUAUUUAUCAUACUGCUAGUGAUUUCCGGAAAUUCGCUAGUUAUAGCAGCAGUAUUUUGUUCAAACAAAUUGCGAAGUGUCACGAAUUACUUUAUAGUUAAUUUAGCUGUGGCAGAUUUAUUAGUAGGCUUAGCAGUUUUACCAUUUUCGGCAACUUGGGAGGUUUUUAAGGUAUGGAUAUUUGGUGACAUCUGGUGUCGCAUGUGGCUUGCUGUUGAUGUUUGGAUGUGCACAGCGUCAAUAUUAAACUUAUGUGCAAUCUCUCUGGAUAGAUAUGUGGCUGUUACGCGACCUGUUUCAUAUCCGAGUAUAAUGUCGACUAAACGAGCUAAAUUCUUAAUUGCUGUAGUUUGGGUGCUAUCGUUUGUAAUAUGUUUCCCCCCGCUUGUGAGUUGGACCGAGCACAAGUCAACGCACAUGCGGGCAGAUUACAUGACGUUUUAUUUGACCACCACAACGGUGGCCUCUAUACAAUACCAGUACAAUCGAUCGCAAUUAUUUUUGGAUGCAACACCCGUUAUAUCGAUGCCAGAUGGUUUUAAUUAUCAUGACCCCGAUCAACUAUCCAUUGCGAAAGAAGACUUUUUCUACGAAGAGCCUUUUUGCCCAUAUAAAUGUGAAUUGACAAAUGAUCGCGGUUAUGUAGUAUAUUCGGCAUUAGGAUCCUUUUAUAUUCCAAUGCUUGUGAUGCUUUUUUUUUAUUGGAGAAUAUACAAGGCGGCAGUGAGAACAACACGAGCCAUUAAACAAGGAUUCAAGACCACGAAAGGAACUAGAAGCAUUGGUACGCGUUUCGAAGAGCAACGUCUAACACUUCGAAUUCAUCGAGGUCGGGGGUCAAAUCAUCAUGACUCAACGCACAGCAGUGGUAGCACACAAAGCACAACCACCACAUUAGGCACUCCUUCACCAGAACGUCUUUCAAAAUACACCACUCGUCGCGCUUUUCACCAUGAUAAAAUCAAAAUAUCCGUUUCAUACGCUUCGAGCGAGACUAUUAAUGAACUCGGUGUUGAGUCAACUGGUACGAAUGAGCAACGACCUUUCAGCAGCGGUAGCAUACUUUAUGCAGUUCACUACAACACAGUCAGUGGCAGCGGUUCCAGGGAAAGUCAAUCCAGCAAUAAUUGCUACCUCCAAGUGGAAAAGUCUGUAUCAGGCAUGGAGCGACGUCAAUCGAACACCAGUGAUAUAAGCCAGGCCUAUGGAAUGUCAACUACGCAACAGCAAGAACCACAUCGAUGCAAAAGAAUAGGACGCAAGCAUUUAAAAACGCAAGUAAAACGCUUUCGAACAGAAACCAAAGCGACCAAAACCUUAGCAAUCAUUGUUGGCCUUUUCAUUAUUUGCUGGCUACCAUUUUUUACCAUAUACGUUAUUCGGGCGUUUUGCCAGGAUUGCAUAGACCCACUCUUAUUCUCAAUACUGUUUUGGCUUGGAUAUUGUAACUCUGCCGUUAAUCCAAUGAUAUAUGCACUCUUUUCCAAAGAUUUUCGUUCUGCAUUUAAAGUUAUCAUAUGUCAUUGCUCCUGCUCCCAAGAAGACAUGUUUUUAAAAAAUUAUCGACGAGGAAGUGAUGUUUCGGCAGGCCGCUUCCUUGAGCGGACACAAAGUAUUACUGCAAGUGCAGCUGCAAAUUCUGUUGGGGAUGAAAAUGAAAGAUUCAACUCAGAACUAAGUAAUGAGCAGACGUGACAAAAUUUUGAAUACUUCGUUAUGUCCCACCGUCAUUUGAAAGGUGACAAAUAUAUAUGGAUAUGUUAUGAUAUGUGCAAUUUGGACUCCAAACAUAGAGAGUGUCAGGUAUAUUUGUACGAAUCUCAUCAGCUUUAUAUUUAUCUAAAUCGAUAAGUGUUUCGCUUACAAUUUUAGAUAACAAAACUAUAAAUGUAAAACGGCAGGGUUCUUUUUUCCGUUGGGGCAAGAACUUACAGUUAAAAAUUUUCUGAAAUUCAACUGUACACCAUUUGAUGGUUCAUUUGAACCAUUUCAAGUGCGGCUUGAAUAAAAAUGACAACCCAUAAUCAUCUUAGGAGUAAGAGCAUUAGCUCGUGAUGUCGAGAAAAACAGUGUGAGCCUGUAUCCUCUUAGGUACAAAAUCUUUUUAUCUGAAUCUAAUGUAGAAGCAUCUUAGAUAUCUUAUGCUUACAAAUGUGUAUUUCAAAAUACAUUAUAAGCUGUGACAAAAUUAAACUAAUAUAUCGCCGCUGUUGCUAUUAGCAAGAUUAAUCAAAGGCACUUUACAUGACUUAUGUGUUUUAAAUAAAUUAGAUCUAACGGUAACGGCCGGCUUUGUAAAAGUCCCAAAAGAAGCUGCUAGGACAAUCUGCUGCUGAGUCGAUGUGUACUUAUGAGAGGUCCUUCUGGAAGCCUCCUCGUUGAACAAUGCAAAAACUCCAAUAACUAGUCGAAAAGACUAUCAACCCUCAAAUAAUUAUAUCGAACAUAUAUUUAUAUGAAAUGUGUGUAAUUAAUUGUGUUGUUCGUUUGCACACGCAUCACUGCAGAACGCAUCAAUGGAUUUUCGCCACUCCUUUUUAUUAGGUUUUCUCUACUACAAAAAAACCGAAAAAUAUAAGAAAAGCUGGAAGUUAUUACGAUGUUGCGACUUUAACAGAGACGAUUAUUUUUUAAGUAUUAAACUAUGAUUUUUCAUACAGUCACUAGUUACAAAAAUGAUCAGAAGAAACAUUUACACAAGAGACUAUUUUGCAAUUCAGUAAUCGAAUCAUCCAUCGAUUAAAAUGUCGUGUCUCCUUUAUAACUUAUGUGUAUAGGUGCAUAUAUAUGUAUGUUUUCAGAACUGUAAAAAAGUAAAAGAAAUUCUUUCAAAUUUGUAUAACGCCGUGUUUUUAAUGGAAAGUUAAUUGAUAUGUAAUAUGCAAUAGAUAUAAGAAAAAUAAAGCUUUUCUUAAAUUGAGAAGUUUUUUUUAUUUUUUGACGAUUGUGGCAUGGAUAGCGUGUACCUUUCCCCCAAAAACGGAGUUCGGCUGGUAGCAAUAAGAAAACCCCGCAAGAGUGAGAGAUGAAGAAAGAUCUAGGACAGAUCGCAAGGGCCAAGAGCCGGUGAAUUCGCCUAUUACAAACAAGAUGGCUUGACGAUGCUGUAAAGGAUGACAAGGUUGAAACAUUACUCUUUGCGUCCUGUCGCAUACGACACGAUAAUGAAGCGCUACUCUUGUCAAGGAGUUGUUGCUGUUGAUCUAAUUGUUUAAGCGUGUGCUUAACAGAACAUCAACGUCACCGAAAACCCAUACAUUUUGUGCGCAUCCUAAUGCAGCCACAUUGCAGCAAAUAUUAUAUAAGCAGUGAAAAGCAUGCAGAAUGCGAGAUUUUUCUAACAACUGCCAUCAAGCGCGCACCAGGGGGGAUAAAUAAUAAAAAAUUAUAAGAAUAAUUACAUUACCUAUACAAAUAGCGGACAUUGGAUAAAAGAUAUAUUUUGUCAUCAAACUGAAAAUAAGAUAGUCAUAAAGAAUUUGUAUUAAAAAUUAAAUAAACAAUUGUACAAUUAUACUCGAAA